AUCAUGUCUAAUUUGGAUUUCGAAAGAAUAUAUUUGAACCAAUCCAAGGCUAACGGUCGUUUCCGUAUUGCUGAGUCUGGGUUAGGUUGGAAAGCUGCCUCCACUGGUGGUUCAGCAAAUAAAACUCAACCAUUUUUAUUGCCAUCAGAUGAAUUAUCUUCAGCUCAAUGGAGUAGAGGUUCAAGAGGUUGGGAAUUAAGAAUUCAAACCAAAAAUAAAGGUGUUGCCAAAUUAGAUGGGUUUGAUCAACAAGAUUUCAAUCAAUUGAAAAAUGAAUUGCAACGUCUUUUCAAUAUACAAUUAGACCAUAAAGAACAUUCGUUAAGAGGUUGGAAUUGGGGUAACACUGAUUUGGCUAGAAAUGAAUUAGUUUUCAAUGUUAGUGGCAAACCUGCUUUUGAAAUUUCAUAUAAUCAAAUCAAUAAUUCCAAUUUGGCUGCUAAAAAUGAAGUGGCUAUUGAUAUGAAUUUAAUUAAUGAAAAUAAUGAUACUGCAGGUGAUGAACUAGUUGAACUUCGUUUUUAUAUCCCAGGUACUGUUCCUUAUGAAGAUGAUGAUGUUGCUGAAGAAGAUAGAGAAGAGAAAACAUCUGCAGCUGCAUUUUAUGAUCAAUUGAAAGAAAAAGCUGAUAUCGGUCAAGUUGCUGGUGAAGCUUUAGCUUCAUUCACAGAUAUUUUAUUCUUAACACCUCGUGGUCGUUUUGAUAUUGAUUUAUAUCCAAGUUAUUUGAGACUGAGAGGUAAAACUUAUGAUCACAAAAUACAAUAUCGUCAAGUUGAAAGAAUAUUUUCAUUACCAAAACCUGAUGACAUCCAUCAUUUGAUGGUUAUACAUGUGAAUCCACCAUUACGUCAAGGGCAAACCCCAUAUCCAUACUUGGUGUUACAAUUUGCUAAAGAUGAAGAAUUGGAAGUUGAAAUAAAUGUAAGUGAAGAAGAAUUUAAAGAGAAAUAUGAAGGUCGUUUGAAGAAAAGAUAUGAUCAACAAACUCAUCUGGUCUUGAGUCAUGUCUUUAGAGGUUUAACAGAACGUCGUAUUAUCAUUCCUGGAAGUUUCACAUCAAAACAUGGUCAAGCUGCAGUCAGUUGUUCCUUAAAAGUUAAUGAAGGUUAUUUGUAUUUAUUAGAAAAAUGUUUCCUUUUCGUUACAAAACCAACAGUUUAUGUUCCUUAUAAUGAUGUUCAAAGUGUUUCCAUUUCAAGAGCUGGUGAUUCAUCAACUUCAAAUCGUACAUUUGAUCUAGAAGUUACACUGAGAAGUACAAGUGCUUCACAUACAUUUGCAAAUAUUUCAAAAGAUGAACAAAGCACAUUAGAAUCAUUCUUAAAAGAGAAAGGUCUUAGAGUUAAGAACGAUGAUAUUGAACAACAAGCUAGAAUCAAUGCUGUUUUAGCUAAUGAAAUGGAUUCUUCAGAUGAUGAUGUCCGUAUGGGAUCUGCUAGUGAUGAUGAAAGUCCAGAUGAAGAUUUCCAAGGUGAAUCUGAUGAUUCAGAUUCAGACCUUGCUGAAGAAUUUGAUAGUGAUGCACCAGGAAGUGACGAUGAAGCUGAAGGACCACCAUCAAAGAAACCAAAGAACUAGAUUUGUAAAGUGUGUGUUUUAAUUGUAUUUUAGAUCGAAAAGUAAUAAUCAUUUUGUAGAAUUUCUCGGAUCGCAAAUAAAUAGCAAAAAAAAAGACAUUUUCU
Molecule: messenger RNA, 1685 nt
Organism: Hansenula anomala
Lineage: Eukaryota; Fungi; Ascomycota; Saccharomycetes; Phaffomycetales; Wickerhamomycetaceae
Gene: POB3
Product: FACT complex subunit POB3
Exons: 1
Coding region: 4-1581 (525 amino acids)
Cellular component (GO): FACT complex; nucleus
Molecular function (GO): nucleosome binding; histone binding; DNA binding
Source: RefSeq, a predicted model, not a curated record